AUGGGGGUGUUUCUCGAGAGUUUUCUGAAUGGAAGAAACUUGCCAAACAGCUGGGGACAUCCCAUACAGGCAGACAAAUUGUUGAAAGCACUGAAGCAACACUUCCAUGCAACAAAACAAGAAAAUGAAAAUAUGGACUCUGAAGAAAGCGCCUCUGCUUCCGUUGAGUUGGCUGAACAGAGCAAUCAGGAGGAAAUUAUGCCUGAUUCAGUGUGUUUUCUUCCAAAAAGACAUGGUAAAGAAAAGAAAAUAACCAGAAAAAAGAGGAACUUCAAUGAGGAAACUAAUACCAGUGAAGAAAAUACAGGGCUUUCUGCUGAGAAAGAGGAGCAUUCCGAAAUGAAAGAAAACAAAGUGCCUCGGGGUGAGCAUGAAAAGGGCCAGAAGGCAUUCCAAAAUGAGGAACAAGUAACUAAAAAGAGCGCUAUUAAGAAUUCAGGGAUGGGUACUGGUCAGAAAGAACAACAAGAGAAGACUUCUGCUAAAAGUAGUGGAGAUAAAGGUGAUGCUCAUCAUGCAGGAGGGAAGAUCCCUUUAUAUGUAGGCCGUGCAUCUAGGUCUGGGAAAACAGGAAUGAAAGCUACUACACCAAACUUUAAAAAGUUGCAUGAGGCUCACUUCAAGAAAAUGGAAUCUAUUGCUGACUACAUUGACAGGAAAAAAAAAAUUAUUGAAAACUGCAGCAAUUCUCUCAAUGAAGUCAAGGUGCUGGCCAAAAAAUCGAAUCACUUAAGAGCAUCAGAAAAAGGUGUUCCACAUAACAGUUCUAAGAAACAAACCAGUGGCAAAACACUUUUAUUCAGCCCAAAUCCAGAAAGAGGAAGAUACUCCACCACCUGCACUCCUAGUAACCUCCGGCGCUCACCACGCAGUUCUCUGAAUGCUGCCAGUCGGAGUAUUUUAUCUAGGAAAUCUUCAUUUAAUCCUUCUGUCCUUUCAACAACCAAAAUGAAUGUCAGGUUCUCAGAAGCCACAAAAGAUAAUGAGCAUAAGCGCUCUCUUACCAAGACUCCAUCUAGAAUGUCUCCAUACUUGGAGGAGAUCUGCACACCUGAUAGCCAAAAGAGCUGCAAACUAAUAAGCCAGAAAAACAGCAAGGGAAAUGCAAAAAAUAAUGAUUUGACUGCAUCAAAGGGUAAAGUGGGCGUUAUCACUCCCUUCAAGUUUGCGGCUCAUUCUGCAGAACCCACAAGCACAAAGAAGACAUUUGAUCUCAAAGCAAGUCUCUCCAGGCCGCUUCGGUAUGAGCCACAUAAAGGACGACUAAAACCUUGGGGAGAAUUUAAAGAAAAUACUGUCCUAAAUAAGUCUGUCGGUAGCAACAUCUAUUCACGUAAGGAAGAUUACAAACAGCCGCAUCUCCAGACAAGGGAAGAAAGGCGUGAGAAACAUGAGCAAGAGAGAAAGAAGAAAAAGGCUCAGGCUCUUGGAAAACGUAGAGGACUAUCUGUGGCCUAGGAGGAAUAGGAAAUACCCAAGAAAUCACUGUAAAUACUAUUUCUGCCAUGUAAAUAUUUGUGCUGUCUGUGUAUGGUUCAUGUUGCUAUUAGCUAGCAGUAUCCAGAAAGCAUUGAAUGACACCUUAAAACGCAUCUGAGCGUAAUGGUUUAGUGAUCAACUUCUCUGAUGAGAUGAGAGUUCUAAAGGUUUAGUGAUCAACUUCUCUGAUGAGAUGAGAGUUCUAAACUCUUAGGAGCUUAGAACUAUCUCUAGUUGCUUAAUAGUGUUUUCAUUUAACUGAAAGAUGUUAAAGGAGAAAAUGUAAGUGGAAAAAAGAUGCUCAGGAAGCCACCUUGCAACUUAGGGCAGGUUUCUCUGCCGGAAUGUAUGCUACCCACUGGAAUGCGCACUUUGGAUCGCAAGCUUCGAAGUGUUCCACUGGUAAAUCACAGGCGGCGGCAAUGUCUGCUUGCCCUGUUCUCCAGAUCAAUCCUUAAAUUCUCUAACAACUGUUACAGCAGUUAUCCGGCACUUCUAGCUGCAUACCUAUGAAGUAGUAGGGAAUUGCCAAGGAGAAAAAAUAAGCAAGCUCUCUGGAAAACUAAAAGCUUACAGCAUAACAUAAUUGUAAAAUAACUGUAUUUUUUAAAAGUCACAACUGCAAAGUGGCUUUAAAAACUACCAAUUGGAUGCUUUGAGCAGUUGAGGCUGUUUUGUUCUUUUCUAUGGUAAAUAGCAGAUGCUAACAAAAUUCUUGCUUUUCAUCUCUACAAUGCUUAAAAGAGGUUAUGGUAGUGUUGAAGCACAUUCAAUACCUUAGAUUUAAAAGCUGUUGUUAUUGUUACUUUUAAAAAAUACAUAGAAAGGCUGUCUGGAUUUAU
Molecule: messenger RNA, 2321 nt
Organism: Egretta garzetta (little egret)
Lineage: Eukaryota; Metazoa; Chordata; Aves; Pelecaniformes; Ardeidae
Gene: NUSAP1
Product: nucleolar and spindle associated protein 1
Exons: 13
Coding region: 1-1458 (485 amino acids)
Biological process (GO): establishment of mitotic spindle localization; mitotic chromosome condensation; mitotic cytokinesis
Cellular component (GO): mitotic spindle; microtubule; nucleolus
Molecular function (GO): microtubule binding
Source: RefSeq, a predicted model, not a curated record